Messenger RNA from Photinus pyralis (common eastern firefly), 1923 nucleotides. RefSeq names its product T-complex protein 1 subunit delta-like. The record is from RefSeq and is a predicted model, not a curated record. NCBI's taxonomy places the organism in Eukaryota, Metazoa, Arthropoda, Insecta, Coleoptera, Lampyridae. The transcript has 9 exons. Gene Ontology annotation, molecular function: ATP-dependent protein folding chaperone; ATP binding; ATP hydrolysis activity. Bases 212 to 1816 code for a protein of 534 amino acids. Gene Ontology annotation, cellular component: chaperonin-containing T-complex. Gene Ontology annotation, biological process: protein folding.
GUGCAGUACCGAGGGAGUCAAUGUGCAUCACAUCUGCAAGUCAAGCAGCCAUCGCAUCGGCAAUAAGAGUAGAUUUUGCACCACAGCGCCAUCUCUUUCGUUUCGCAUCAAACGUCAAGUUGAUAGAUUUGGGUUUGGCGAUUUUGAAAAAAUCUCAAAUCAUCCGCCCGAUAAUAUUACUUUUUGCAAAACUUAAGACAUUUCCGAAAUAAUGACGGCCCCAACUGCCUCUGGAGAUGGAUAUAAAAGUGCUAGUGUCGCGUAUAAAGAUAAAAGUAAACCUACCGAUAUACGAUUGAGCAAUAUCAAUGCCGCUAAAGCUGUCAGUGAUGCGAUUCGUACUAGUUUGGGACCUCGAGGAAUGGACAAAAUGAUUCAAGCGGGUAAUGGCGAAGUGACAAUAACAAAUGACGGUGCUACGAUUUUGAAACAAAUAAACGUCAUACAUCCGGCUGCGAAAAUGUUAGUAGAAUUGUCACGUGCUCAAGAUAUUGAAGCUGGUGAUGGUACCACGACUGUUGUCAUUAUUGCUGGAGCAUUACUGAACGCUGCCGAAAAACUCCUGGCCCGUGGUAUUCAUCCAACUGCCAUCUCUGAGGCUUUCCAACGAGCAUCUACACACGCAGUCGAAAUUUUAACCAACAUUUCUACGCCCGUUGAGCUUCAAAAUCACGAGCAGCUGGUAAGAAGUGCAUCUACCUCUUUAAAUUCCAAAGUGGUCUCGCAACAAUCGAGUUUACUUGCACCUUUAGCUGUAGAGGCUGUACUUAAAGUGGUCGAACCCGGUCGUGAAGGAGCUGUGAAUCUCUCAGAUAUUAAAGUGAUCAAACAACUGGGCGGAACUGUUGAAGAUACCGAACUAAUUGACGGAAUCGUAUUUUCGCAGAGGGCCGCCAACUUAAACGGGCCCAAACGUAUUGAGAAGGCUAAAAUUGGUUUUAUCCAGUUCUGUAUUUCGCCCCCGAAAACCGAUAUGGAUCACAAUGUUAUUGUGUCCGAUUACGCAGCAAUGGAUCGCGUACUGAAGGAAGAACGCGCUUACAUACUCAACAUUGUUAAGCAAAUUAAGAAGGCAGGCUGCAACGUUUUAUUGAUUCAAAAAUCUAUACUUCGAGAUGCAGUCUCUGAUUUAGCACUCCAUUUCUUGGAUAAAAUCAAGGUGUUGGUUAUUAAAGAUGUGGAAAGGGAAGACGUUGAAUUUGUGUGUAAAUCACUUAAUUGUCGUCCAAUCGCUUCUUUGGAUCACUUCACUUCCGAGAAUUUGAGCAGCGCUGAAUUAGUGGAAGAAGUGGGAAUAGGCGGAAAUCGUCUAAUAAAAAUCACAGGCGCCCAGAAUGCGGGCAAGACUGUGACGCUUUUAGUACGUGGCUCUAAUAAGUUGGUGUUGGAGGAGGCGGAUCGUUCCCUUCACGAUGCUCUGUGUGUAGUACGCUGUUUGGUGCGCAAACGUGCGUUAAUCGCGGGCGGUGGUGCUCCAGAAAUCGAAGUUGCAUUAAAACUAGCUGCAAUUGCCGAUCAGACAGAGGGCGUCGAUUCAAUUUGUUUAAGAGCAUAUGCAAAUGCCCUGGAAAUUGUUCCAUUCACUCUGGCCGAAAAUGCAGGGUUAAAUCCAAUACAGACCGUUACAGAGUUACGUAACAGACAUGCCAAAGGUGAAACAUCAGCGGGAAUUAACGUACGCAAAGGCGCUAUAUCUGAUAUAUUAGAAGAACAUGUAGUACAACCAUUGUUGGUGUCAAUCAGCGCUAUGACAUUGGCCACCGAGACUGUGCGGUCCAUAUUAAAAAUUGAUGACAUUGUUAACACCUACACAUAAAGCCUGCGAGUGCGUGUAUUUAUUAAUUUUUGUUCAAUCACAGCUUUCCGUUCUAUGUAUUAUUAACUGAAACUAUGAAACUAAUAAACGCUUUUAUAAAAACUUUA